AUGUUAGUAGAGACUCCUACCUAAUACUAAAUUUUCUAGUUAUUCUCUUGCAUUUGUUAUUUCAGAAAAUUCUUCCAAUUUCUAAAUUAACUUAAUUUAUUUGAAUUUAUAUAAGGAAUCUUAAAAUAAGUUUUAAUAUUUAGUGAACAUGGGCGUGAAGUAAGUACUUUCAAUUUCAUGAAGAGAUCGGAUCAUUUUAUAUCUGGGAGUACUGAUAGUUCAAUGAUAAUAUGGCCAAGUAAUCAAAAUGGUUUAAGGAUUUGCCAAUAGAAAUUGAAUGAACGUACAAGUAAUAUAGUAUGUUUGUUAUUAAAUAAUAAUGAAGAUAUUAUUAUAUCUGGUAGUAAUGAUUACAAGAUUAAAUUCUGGUAGAAAUAAAAUGAAUGGUUCUGCUAUUAGACAAUUACAGAUCAUACAAGUACUGUAUUAGGAUUAAGUUUCAAUGAAUAAUCAAAUAAAUUUAUAUUUUGUGGAUAUGGUUCUUCUAUAUUAGUAUUUGAACAAUCAGAAUUGAAUAAAUAAUGGAUUGUAAUAUAAAAGAUUACAGUAAAAGAUUUUGGUUUUAGAUUAUGCUUUAUUGAUAAUAAAACAUUCACAUUCUAUCCUUAUGGGAAAGAUUACAUAGAAGUUUUUGAGAUGAAUAAUAGUAAUAAAUAGUAUACCAAGACAAAGGAUAUUCCUGUAAAAGGUGGUAGUGAUUAUUUUUUAUUUCUUUAAUAAUAUAUAAAAUCAAAAUGAAUGCUUGUGAUAAGAAUGGUUCAAAUAUUAGUUUUAUAAGGAAGAAACAAGAUGGAAAGUUUAUGAUUGAGGAAUCUAUUGAAUUUGGGACUCGUAGUAUUUUUGGAUAUAUGACUGAUGAUGGGCAGUAUUUGAUUACUUGGGAUGAAAAUUCAAAAGAAAUUCAGAUCAGAAAAUAUCAGGAGAAAUGA
Messenger RNA from Paramecium pentaurelia, 929 nucleotides. The record is from the annotation of a GenBank genome assembly. Lineage: Eukaryota; Ciliophora; Oligohymenophorea; Peniculida; Parameciidae.